AUGCCGGUCGCCAUCAUUACAGGAGCAGCUCAGGGGAUUGGAAAAGCCAUCGCUCUUCGCCUCUCGGAAGAUGGAUUCAGUGUAGUUAUAGGUGAUAUUGCUCCUCAACUAGACGCCAUGAAGCAAUUGGUGGCCCAAAUUGUUACCAGCGGACGGAAAGCUCACUGUGUUACUGUCGACGUGUCACGGCAAGACGAGGUUGAGGCUCUGGUUGCUGAGACAGUCAAAGUCUUCCAAGAAGUCAAUGUCAUGAUUGCCAAUGCAGGAAUUCUAGAUACCGCCGGGGUACUGGACAUUAGUGUUGAGAGGUGGGAGAGAACAAUGUCUGUGAAUGUUCGCGGAGUUUUCUUAUGCCACACCAUUGCAGCAAAACAGAUGGUCAAGCAAGGCAUGGGAGGAAAGCUGAUUGCCGCUUGUUCAAUUUCAGGCUACCGGCCCAGCGGUAAAUGCCCUGCCUACUGCACGAGCAAAUGGGCGGUCCGAGGAUUUACCCAGACCUGUGCUCUGGAGCUUGGUCAGUAUGGGAUUACUGCGAACGCCUACUGUCCUGGUUCAGUUCCCACACCAAUGUCGCUGCAAUUUGCCGAGCGCCUAGGGAAAGAGCAAGGGGUUUCUGACCCUGAAGAGAUAUAUAAAAAGUCCUCGCACCGUCUCUCUGCUCUUCCUGUCGACUUAAAGACCGAAGAUAUCGCUGGUUUGGUGAGCUUUCUUUCAGGAAAAGACUCUAAUCAUAUCACUGGGCAGAGUCUAAUCUGCGAUGGAGGUUAG
Exophiala spinifera is the source of this 768-nucleotide messenger RNA. RefSeq lists its product as uncharacterized. The record is from RefSeq and is a predicted model, not a curated record. Lineage: Eukaryota; Fungi; Ascomycota; Eurotiomycetes; Chaetothyriales; Herpotrichiellaceae. Bases 1 to 768 code for a protein of 255 amino acids. The transcript has a single exon.